Molecule: messenger RNA, 1458 nt
Organism: Verticillium dahliae VdLs.17
Lineage: Eukaryota; Fungi; Ascomycota; Sordariomycetes; Glomerellales; Plectosphaerellaceae
Product: pH-response transcription factor pacC/RIM101
Exons: 4
Coding region: 1-1458 (485 amino acids)
Biological process (GO): positive regulation of transcription by RNA polymerase II
Cellular component (GO): nucleus
Source: RefSeq, a predicted model, not a curated record
AUGAGAGACAUUAUUGGUCGCAAGAGCACUAAAAACCCGAACCUUACGUGCCAGUGGGACUCGUGUUGUACCGCAGUGCCUCACAAGUGUGAGUUCUGCGGCAAGUCCUUCAAGCGUCCUCAGGACUUGAAGAAGCAUGUCAAGACCCACGCCGACGACUCUGUCCUCAUCCGCUCACCUCAGGAUCAGGCCAGCAAAGCUUCUUCUAGCUACUAUGACCAUAAUAGCCACAAUCAAACUAACUCGGCCGCCUUCUCUCAUCAGGACUAUAGACUUGCUAGCGACUCUGGCAGUGGUGCCCCGACACUGUCUCACUCCCUCGGAUUGUACUACGCACCCACCCGUGGCCCUCAGUAUCUCGGCCACCACGCCGCGGCUGGCGGCUUCGACACUCGCAAACGCGUCUACGACAUGGUUGAUGACUUCUUCGCCAGCGCCAAGCACCACCACGUGGACCCCUCUUCUUACUCUAGAGUCAGUCGUUCUCUAAUGCCUCUUCACGAGGCUCUCACUCUACAGACCGGCGACCCCAUACCCACUACCGAGCACAUAGCUUGCCCUCAGCACCCCGGUCCCAAUAUCGGUUACUACUUGCCACCCAUGUUCAACACGCGCACCAAGAACGACCUCUUCCAGAUCGACCAGAUCCUCGACCAGAUGCAGAGCACCGUGUUCGAGAACGCCAAUUCGGCCACCCACGGGAUCCAUGCCCGCGGCCAGAUCAUGUUUGAGUACCGCCACAACCCCUCUUCCCCCGGCGUGGGCCACCGCGGCAGCGCCGGCACCACCCCCAUGUCCCAGGACGACUACGCCGCCGACUCCGACACCCAUAUAGCCUUCCCGCAGGCCGCCAUCUCCUCCACCGGAACCCCGGCCAUAACCCCUCCCUCCAGCAACACAUCCUACGCCUCCGGACAGUCCCCGAGCCUCUCUUCCUCCGACAUGUCUCCCCACAGCACCGCCACGUCCGUCAUGUACCCCAACCUCCCCGUCGUCAGUUCCGUCUUCCCCGGCCAGUCCACCACCCCGACCCUAGGAACCAACUUCGACAACAACCAGCGCCGCAACUACGGCGGUGGCAUGCUCCAGCGGGCCAGCUCUGCGUCCGUCCGCCAUCGCUCCGAUACCUCCACCGUCACCCAGGUCAUGUCGAAGGGCACCCCCGCCUCCCUCGGCUCUCCCCCGUCCGAGUCGGACAUGAGCGAGAGGGCUUGUAAGCGCGAGGAGAGGUACGACCAGUGCGUAAAGAAUAUGCGCACCAUCGAUGCCCUGCGUGAGUACAUCCGCGAGCGCAUCGCCCGCAAGGACUUUGAUGAGAAGACCGACGAGCGCGAUGAGCGCCGGCAUUCCCCCGAUGCCAUGAACGUCGACUCGCGCAGGAUCACCUCGGCGGAGACUUCAGCCACUCCCCCGGCACCUGCAGCUCUUCUGUAUCCCAUCCUGCGACUUUCAAACUAA